Messenger RNA from Coccinella septempunctata (seven-spotted ladybird), 3954 nucleotides. Its product is annotated as semaphorin-2A. The record is from RefSeq and is a predicted model, not a curated record. Lineage: Eukaryota; Metazoa; Arthropoda; Insecta; Coleoptera; Coccinellidae. The transcript is spliced from 13 exons. Bases 360 to 2540 code for a protein of 726 amino acids. Gene Ontology annotation, molecular function: semaphorin receptor binding; chemorepellent activity. Gene Ontology annotation, biological process: semaphorin-plexin signaling pathway; axon guidance; positive regulation of cell migration.
GAACCAGUCAGUUCGGUGCUGCUCUUCUGGCGAGGAGGAUGUUUCGCGUCGCUUCCGUUAGAUUCGUGUCGAUUUCGUAAACAAUGCUCUCGCAGCGAAGCGUUGCAUCGUGAUAGUCCACACGAGAUUCAAUUUUAUAGAUUGCCGAUCCAUGUUCUCGAUAGAUUCUCUUGGUUUUGAGUUGUCGCCUACGUUUUCCACCAACUUUUGUGUUUUGUCACGCGAGGACCGUUUGCCGGUGGAAUAGUCUUUCAGAUUCCCGGCUGAACCCAUCAAAUUGGUCAUUUACCAUCGUCUUGUGCAAACUGUGCCUAAUUGGAGUCGGCAGAUAAGGAGGUGUGCUACCACGUGACGCCAAAAUGAGGAACUCGCGAGCACAUGUUCUGAAAGUUCUGUUUGUGGUGACUGUGAUUGUGCAGACAGAGCUCUGGGGCAGGGUAAAUGCCGAUUUCGAGAACAGUUGGACGAUGUACCUCGAACAACCGUGCUGUUCGGGUACCGGAAACCAUCACGUUCGUCAUCACAGAGAUCAUGUCAGAGAAUUCACAUGCGGUCAACUAUACUACAGGACCUUCCACUUGGAUGCGAAGAGGGAUUCCUUAUAUGUUGGGGCAAUGGGUCGAGUUUUUCGUCUGAAUCUGAGCAAUAUCAACUCUUCGAACUGUGAGAGAGACGUCUUGAACUUGGAGCCUACAAAUGUCGCUCAAUGUGUAUCAAAAGGAAAGUCUGAGCAUUUCGACUGUCGCAAUCACAUCAGAGUCAUCCAAUCUAUGGGAGAUGGCAAAAGACUCUACAUCUGUGGUACCAAUGCUCACAACCCAAAGGACUGGGUGGUCAAUGCUAACCUGACACAUAUAGGUCGAAACUUCUUCGUUCCUGGCAUAGGACUGGGAAUAGCAAAAUGCCCUUACGACCCAGCAGACAACUCCACAGCGGUCUGGGUGGAACACGGAAACCCUGGCGAUCUACCCGGCUUGUAUUCCGGAACAAACGCGGAAUUCACGAAGGCCGACACUGUCAUCUUCAGGACAGACCUCCACAACCUCACCACCGGCAGGAAGGAGUUCAGUUUCAAGAGAACGAUCAAAUACGAUUCGAAAUGGCUAGACAAGCCAAACUUCGUGGGUUCCUUUGAUAUCGGCGACUAUGUACUCUUCUUCUUCCGUGAGACAGCCGUUGAAUACAUCAAUUGUGGCAAGAGCGUUUACUCCAGAGUGGCAAGAGUAUGCAAGAAGGAUACUGGUGGUAAAAACAUCCUAUCGCAGAACUGGGCAACCUAUCUGAAGGCCAGACUCAACUGUUCCAUCCCUGGGGAAUUCCCCUUCUAUUUCAACGAAAUACAGAGCAUCUACAGAGUUCCAGGCGACAACAAUAAAUUCUAUGGUACUUUCACUACCUCCACCAACGGUCUGAUGGGUUCCGCCAUAUGUUCUUUCACUCUGAAAGACAUUCACGCCGCCUUUGCCGGAAAAUUCAAGGAACAAGCGUCAUCUUCUUCUGCUUGGUUACCGGUGUUAUCUGGUCGUGUCCCUGAACCACGUCCAGGUACAUGCGUUAACAACACGGAAACUUUACCGGAUUCAGUGCUCAAUUUUAUCAGAUCUCAUCCCCUGAUGGACUCUGCAGUCCAACACGAACACGAGAAACCUGUCUUCUUCAAGAGAGACAUAAUCUUCACCAAAUUGGUGGUGGAUAAGGUACCGGUUGACAUUGGAGGUGCCGUUCUGGACUACACCGUCUACUACGCUGGAACAAACGAUGGACGCGUCCACAAGAUCGUGGAAUGGCAGAAGGAAGACGGGGACACUUCGUCGAUCCUUCUUGACGUGUUCGACGUGACGCCCGGCGAGGCUAUCCAAGUCAUGGAGAUCAGCAAGGAGCACAAGGCGAUCUACGUGGCCUCGGACUUGAGGAUAAAACAGGUCGAUCUGGUGAUGUGCAACAGAAGAUACGACAACUGUCUGAGAUGCGUGCACGAUCCUUAUUGUGGAUGGGACAAGGACUCCAACGUGUGCAAGCCUUACUCCCCUGGGCUCCUCCAGGACGUAUCGAACAGCACCGUCGACGUGUGCGACAGCAGCGUCGUGAAGAAGAAGAUGAUAGUGACGUGGGGUCAGAGCCUGCAUCUGGGCUGCUUCCUGAAGAUGCCCACCGUUCUGUCCUCCCAGACCAUCACCUGGUACCACUAUUCCAAAGACAAGGGUCGUUAUAAGAUACAGUUCAGACCAGAGAAAUAUAUCGAAACCUCCGAGAGGGGAUUGGUCAUCAUAGCUGUCACAGAGGCGGACGCCGGGCGUUACGACUGUUCCAUGGGCGCUUCGUUGUUGUGCUCCUAUAACGUCACGGUGGACGCACACAGAUGCGCACCGCCGGCCAAAACCAACGACUAUCAGAAGAUAUACUCGGACUGGUGCCACGAGUUCGAGAAGUACAAGUCUGCGAUGAAGACAUGGGAGAGGAAACAAGCUCAAUGCGCUUCGAGGCAGAACGACAGCAACCAAAACAACCACCCAAAUGAGAUAUACAGGCCACUGGUGUGAUAGCUCGUGCAGCACGGUCCGCUCGCACUGACGUUUCUAGGCAUCCCACUCUACUGGACCCGCGUGUUGUUCGUCUAGACGAGUGAUAGUAUGGACAAAAAGGACAGAAAAAAAAUUCGCGCGCCGAGCGGGACAGUGUAUUUCAAGUGACGCUCAACUGGAUGAUAUCCGACGCUUGUGUCGUUCUGAAUUCAUUAUCCAAGAUGAUUUUUUUAUGAUGAGAUAUUUUUUCACGUGAAUGAGUGUGUGCAAGAGUGAUAACGUCGAUAUUUCAGUAAAAUAAUGUCCGGAUGACUUUCCGUCAUUCCUAACCUUAAACCAUCCGAACUAACCUAAAAUUCGCAUCUAUGCUACUUCAAGUCUGACUAUUUCCAAAUCAGCCAAUAUUUCAGAAGAAUAUGGAAUAUUUUAUCGCAUUUUGUUUUGCUUCGAAAAUUUUACUUGAAAUCUCGAAAAUCGUUCUUCGCAUACCAAAUGUCUGUAAUAUAAUAUUGACUUCGACUUAGCUAGUAAACAUUUAUUAAAAAAAAAAGAAAAGUCUACAGAAAAACCCUAAAGAUGUCACGUCACAUUCGAGAAACUGAAUAAUUUUGAACAUUGUAGGACUGUGAUAUGCGUGUAUUGUAUUGUAAUUUUCAUGAAAUUGACUAAUUUGAUUUUUUUCGAUGUAAAUCAGCCUCAUAUUUCGGACCAAAGUGGGUGAACUUUCUCUAUGAAUAACUUUGAUUUAUGUUUUCUAACUGUAUAAUACAUCACGAUUUUAUGACUAAAUAUUAAUUUUUUUACUUUUUGAUGUUUUUUUUUUAAUUUAGUCAUAAAAUUGUACAUUCUAACUUGUAGAUUCAUCGCGUAUUGAAGCAAUAUCCUUUGCUUGUGAGAUGUUGGUCCUUCUAAAAUAUAUAUAUAAAAAAUGUACAUAUGUUUAACAUUCGAGUAAUCGUACUUAAUUAAUUUCGUACUUUACGUUGAACUGUAGGUUUUUGCCUGAAAAUUUUCGAAACUCUUAAAUCUAAGCUGUUUUUCGUUUUCUACUCAUAAAAUAGUUUGUAGUCCUUCAUUAUGGUUGAAGACAAUCAUUCUGCUGAAAUAAUGGAUAUCUCUACUCCAUUCUGUCUUUUACGCAGAUAAAUUUUUGUUUUUGACGAAAACAGAAAGAAGAUAGCACAAGAAUAGUACAUCAAUAAGAAAAACGUAGCAAUACUGGUCUUUUAAACAUAACAUUUCAGGAAUAUUAAACACUUCAAAUAGAACGAAAAUACGCACAAUUAUUUGAACAUUUACUCAGUUUAUUCUGUUCCAUCUGCUUAAACGUAUUUUUCAUUUAUCCAACCCUGUAAAUACCUAUGUAAAGUUAGUUGAAAAUUAUUAUACCAAUCUGGAAUACAUGCAUACUAAUAAACUAAUAUGAAAUAAA